GCACCCCGCUUCCCUUCCGCGCCCGGGUUCCCCUUCCGGGAGCUCAGGCGGCCGCCGCUACUGUCUUUCCCUCGGCUUGCAGCUCUCUUGCGGCGACCAUGGCAGCUCGGACACGCGGGGCUGCCUUGCGGCUCUGCGCCACAGUUUUUUUACUUGAGAUGGCUUUCUGUAAAGGAUAUGUAGAAGAUUUAGAUGAAUCGUUUAAGGACAAUCGAAAAGAUGACAUUUGGCUUGUAGAUUUUUAUGCACCAUGGUGUGGUCAUUGUAAAAAACUGGAGCCGAUUUGGAAUGAAGUUGGUCUUGAAAUGAAAAGCAUUGGUUCACCAGUUAAAGUUGGAAAGAUGGAUGCUACUUCCUAUUCUAGCAUUGCUUCAGAGUUUGGAGUUCGAGGUUAUCCAACAAUUAAGCUAUUAAAAGGGGACUUGGCAUAUAAUUAUAGAGGACCACGAACUAAAGAUGAUAUUAUUGAGUUUGCUCACAGAGUAUCUGGAGCACUAAUUCGGCCACUUCCAAGUCAGCAAAUGUUUGAACAUGUGCAGAAAAGACAUCGUGUAUUUUUUGUUUAUAUAGGUGGAGAGUCAACUUUGAAGGAAAAAUACAUAGAUGCCGCUUCAGAAUUAAUUGUAUAUACAUACUUCUUUUCUGCCUCAGAAGAAGUAGUUCCUGAGUACGUGACUCUGAAGGAGAUGCCCGCCGUGCUUGUUUUCAAAGAUGAAACUUACUUUGUAUACGAUGAGUAUGAAGAUGGUGACCUGUCAUCUUGGAUCAACAGGGAGAGGUUUCAGAAUUACCUGACUAUGGACGGCUUCCUCUUGUAUGAACUUGGAGAUACAGGAAAGCUUGUGGCUAUUGCAAUUAUUGAUGAGAAAAAUACAUCAAUUGAACAUACCAGAUUGAAGUCAAUUAUUCAGGAAGUUGCUAGAGAUUACAGAGAUCAGUUCCACAGGGAUUUUCAGUUUGGACUUAUGGAUGGAAAUGACUAUAUAAAUUCCUUGCUGAUGGAUGAAUUGACUGUCCCAACUGUAGUUGUACUGAAUACUUCAAACCAACAGUACUUUUUACUAGAUAGACAGAUCAAGAAUACUGAAGACAUGGUCCAGUUCAUUAAUAGCAUUUUGGAUGGCACAGUACAAGCCCAAGGAGGUGAUAGCAUUUUGCAGAGAUUGAAAAGAAUGGUAUUUGAUGCUAAAUCUACUGUUGUGUCCAUAUUCAAGAGCUCUCCGAUCAUGGGCUGCUUCCUCUUCGGCCUGCCUCUGGGUGUCAUCAGCAUCAUGUGCUAUGGCAUCUACACAGCUGACACAGACGGAGGCUACAUAGAAGAGCGGUAUGAAGUGUACAAAAGCGAAACUGAAAGCCAGGAAGCGACGGAGGAGAGCAGAGAACUGCAGGAGCCAGGGAGCGGACAGUCUCUAGUGCCUGACAGGCUAUAUUCCCAGUUCCUGAAACAUCCUUGGCAUGAGGAAGAAACUCUGAACACAAACGCCUUUAAUCACUUGCAAAGAGGUAAUGAAAUGUCAAAUGAGAUCCAUCAAGUUUGGAGGAGCAACGAGAUAACUUAUUUUCAUGUACGGAUGUCAUUUCACACAGACUUAACAAUGCAUUCCAUUUGUUCCGUACAUGUUUCAUGAGCAACCACUUCAUGCAAGAAAACUUUGUGUGUGUUAUAAUAUUGAAACGUCUCAAGAAACCCGAGACGUAGGUAUGGAUGCCUUCAUCUCCCCAGGGGCGAAGCUGAGCCUCAGAGGAGCGGAUUGGCUGGCUCACCCUCCUCCACCCAGAGCUGAGAC
Molecule: messenger RNA, 1787 nt
Organism: Eptesicus fuscus (big brown bat)
Lineage: Eukaryota; Metazoa; Chordata; Mammalia; Chiroptera; Vespertilionidae
Gene: TMX3
Product: thioredoxin related transmembrane protein 3
Exons: 19
Coding region: 99-1628 (509 amino acids)
Biological process (GO): peptidyl-cysteine oxidation
Cellular component (GO): endoplasmic reticulum
Molecular function (GO): protein disulfide isomerase activity
Source: RefSeq, a predicted model, not a curated record